UUGAGUUUACUUUACUAUAAAUUUGUUUAUUAAUUUUCCUACUUAGUUCCAGUUUAUCAAAUUGUGGUUUUUCAAGUGAGCGAAAACAUGUCGGUGAAAGUUUACUAUUAGGCUUAAGCAUAGGAAAUCUACAAGCAUUUAAGUUUUCUUGAUAAUUCUACCUUUGCCUUUCAGUGAUAAGGGAGGAACGAUAAUGACCUAAUCUAAAGAUUUCCUUCAGUCGUCAAUCGUCAUAAUUAUGUUUUAUAAAGGAUAGUUAACAUGUAUUGUAUAUAAAAGGGAAUGAUAUAACAAUAUCACAAUGUCAGAAGACUCACAAACACUCACAGCCCCAAUUUCUUUAACCACAUAUCAUCAACUGAGUUUGACAGUUGAAUCUGCUAACAUAAGAGCUUCUGGUCUCUUCAAACCCAAUCCAUACCUCCAAGUGGCAGUAAAUGACAAUGUCUUUAGAAGGACUGAAGUUAUUAAGAAUACCCUACAUCCCAAAUGGAAGGAGGAGUUCACACUGCUUGUAACACCAUUGUCUAAUAUUGUUUUCCGAUUAGCAGACCAUCAUAGUUUCAGGAAAGACAACAUUCUUGGUGAAAAUAAAUUAAAUAUUCCAAAAGUUCUUUUAUAUUUUAAUGGAAAAAUUGAAAAUCUGGAAGUAACAAUAGAUUUGAUGAAAUCAGUGUCUCAGGACAAUGCUUUAAACACAGAGGUCAAAUCAGCAGAACUAGUAAUACUUCUUGAUGGGCUUAAAUUAGACCCAGCCACCUUAAACCACCCUGAGGUGGUAGGAGAGCCAUUGACUUCUCGGACCCCAUUUGGUGAAGGGAUUAGAGCUAGAGUAAGACUAAGAAACACUGAAGCACCAGUUCGGACCCAAGUUCGUCUACCAAGCUUCAGACCACCACCCGGACCCCCUCCCAUAAGUAAUGGGGCACUUCCAUUUGGAGAAAGUGGAGCCGGACCUUCGCGAGUAGAGACAGACACAAAUACCCAAUCUAAUGUGACACCUCAGCCACAAAGUGGUUCCAGCACUCAGGCACAGACCACCAGCGCUGGAGAAGAUCCUUUACCGCCCGGCUGGGAAAUGAGAUAUGAUGUGUAUGGCAGGAGGUACUAUGUGGAUCACAACACGCGGUCGACGUCGUGGGAGCGGCCGCAGCCCCUGCCGUCGGGGUGGGAGGUGCGGCGCGACGCAAGAGGCCGCGUCUACUACGUGGACCACAACACGCGGACUACCACCUGGCAGAGGCCUGACACGGAGCGACUGGCACGCUUCCAGGUGUGGCGCGGUGAGCGGCGGCACGUGGUGGCGCAGGGCAACCAGCGGUUCCUGUACCCGCAGCCGCAGCCGCCGCACCCGCCAACGCAAGACGCCGAAGGUGGCAGUAGUGGAGCGGUUGGUAGUGCCAGUACGAGUUCGGCCUCCAACCCGGGUGCUCCCAACAGCGCGGGUUCGACGGCGGGUGUUGACGACGGCCUGGGCGCACUACCGGCCGGCUGGGAACGACGGGUUCAGCCCGACGGCCGCGUGUACUACGUCAACCACAAGAACCGGACCACGCAGUGGGAGGAUCCCCGCACUCAGGGUCAAGAAAUAAGUGCGCUGGAGGAGGCCCUCCCGCCGGGUUGGGAAAUUCGCUUCACGGAAGAUGGCACUCGAUACUUCGUGGACCACAAUACUCGGACUACCACCUUCCAGGAUCCUCGACCUGGAGCACCCAAAGGACCGCAGGGGGCGUACGGCGUACCCCGGGCCUAUGAGCGAUCCUUCCGGUGGAAGCUCAGCCAGUUCCGGUACUUGUGUCAGAGCAACGCGCUGCCGAGUCACAUUAAGAUCACUCUCUCCAGGCAGACCUUGUUUGAAGAUUCGUAUCACCAGAUAAUGAGGCUACCUGCAUAUGAAUUACGAAGACGUUUGUACAUUAUAUUCAGAGGGGAGGAGGGUUUGGACUAUGGCGGUGUGAGCCGAGAAUGGUUCUUCCUGCUCUCACACGAAGUUCUCAACCCCAUGUACUGCUUGUUCGAGUACGCGAACAAAAAUAACUACAGCCUCCAAAUAAAUCCUGCCAGUUACGUCAACCCAGACCAUCUGUUGUAUUUUAAGUUCAUCGGGAGGUUCAUAGCGAUGGCCUUGUAUCACGGCAGAUUUAUUUACUCGGGAUUCACAAUGCCCUUCUACAAAAGAAUGCUCAAUAAGAAGCUGACAAUGAAAGACAUAGAAUCCAUUGAUCCGGAGUUCUACAACUCAUUGGUGUGGAUUAAGGAUAAUAAUAUAGACGAGUGUGGGCUUGAAAUGUGGUUCAGUGUGGACUUUGAGGUGUUGGGCCAGGUCAUCCACCAUGAGCUGAAACCGAGCGGCGACAAGGAGCGCGUCACAGAGGCUAACAAGGAACAAUAUCUACAACUGGUGACACAGUGGCGAAUGACUCGCGGCAUCGAGGAACAGACAUCCGCGUUUCUGGAUGGAUUCAACGAGGUGGUACCACUUGAAUGGCUGAAAUACUUCGACGAGCGCGAACUGGAGCUGAUGCUGUGCGGCAUGCAGGAGGUAGAUGUGGAUGACUGGCAGAGGAACACCAUCUACAGGCACUAUACGAGAACUAGCAAGCAAGUGGCCUGGUUCUGGCAGUUCGUUAGACAGAUGGACAACGAGAAACGCGCGAGAUUGCUUCAGUUUGUGACGGGGACGUGUCGGGUACCAGUCGGUGGGUUUGCCGAGCUGAUGGGCUCCAAUGGUCCGCAACGGUUUUGUAUAGAAAAGGUGGGCAAGGACACUUGGCUGCCCCGAUCUCACACAUGCUUCAAUAGACUAGACUUACCGCCCUACAAGAGCUACGAGCAGUUGUGCGAAAAGUUGAAUUAUGCUAUCGAAGAGACCGAAGGUUUUGGUCAGGAGUAACACAUUACUUUGUCCACCCAGUAUAAAUACGGAGAAAAUUGUAAAUUAUUAUUAUUAUCACACAUAAAUUAAAAGCACCAGUACCUCCAAAAGAGGGAUAUUACUUUUUACCAAGAGAAUUGGUGCAGUCGUGAAAAGACCAACCAAAUACUUGAAUGAUUUAUUUGUUUAAGGGUACAUUAGUCGACGGCUCAAACUCGUUAGGGCUAAAAUGCAUGUUAUCUCAUCCAAUGUCAUGUGUGAAAGUGAAACACACUGUAAAGAACAGUAAGAUGCACUCGGGCACACACACUCCAGAAUUGAUAAUGAUUUAUAUCGAAAAUGUGCGCGUAAAAUUUUAUGAAAAGGCCUCUGGGCAUAUUUUGAAUCUACUGAAUGUACCUGAUCAAUAUAAAAUCAUUUGAAAUGUUAAGUAACUAAUCUAUCCGUGGAUGGUAAAAGUUUUGCCAUUUUCAAAAUCCAUAAGUUGUUUAUUUACGCUCGACGUCACGUUAAAAUUACUGAUAAAAAUGGAAGUUUCGAAUCGAAUUUUUACUUUUUUUUUAUUUUACAUACAAGGCUAGGUGAGACAAAUAUAACUUUUCAGUUUAAACAUACACCGUCAAUCAGGGUAGUAAUCGCCAUACUACGUACGUUUGUAUGGAAGAAUGCUCGACUAGCGCAACCUUAAACAAUUAUUUUAUAAUUAUGUAGAUAUCACUAGUGUAUUGUCGGUUAUAUAAGAUAUUAUAUUAUUUUGUUUGAACUAUAUUUAAAAGGUUCUUAUAAAGUUCAAUAAAAUUUUAAAACGAA
This is a messenger RNA of Leptidea sinapis, 3685 nucleotides long. RefSeq names its product E3 ubiquitin-protein ligase Su(dx) (gene Su(dx)). Gene Ontology annotation, molecular function: protein binding; ubiquitin protein ligase activity. The record is from RefSeq and is a predicted model, not a curated record. NCBI's taxonomy places the organism in Eukaryota, Metazoa, Arthropoda, Insecta, Lepidoptera, Pieridae. Gene Ontology annotation, biological process: ubiquitin-dependent protein catabolic process. The transcript has 13 exons. The coding region runs from base 302 to 2893 and encodes 863 amino acids.